UGUAGGCCUUCUGGCACCUCUGCUGAACAUUUACUCUUACUUACCUACCCCUUUCCUCGCUUGGUUGGCAGGUAAAAAUUAAGAACAUCUUCUCUCUGGCAUGGUCUGAAAUAACAGCUGCAAUAUUUUCUAAAUUUUUCCCAAGAAAGGUAGGUAAUACUUUGUGGCAGUGAGUGUCCUAUACAAAAAGCUAUUUUUAGGUUUUGCUUUAUAGGUUAAAAUUAUAGCUAGAUUAAGAAUUAGAAGGAAGUAUUUUGGAUAAAUUCAAACUUGAAUCUGAGCCUAAUUGCAUCUUAUAUUGAAAAAUGUACAUUCUUUGAAGUGGAGCAUCUUACUGACUUAGCAGACAGGGGUUGUUGUCGUAGUUUCACUGUAGUAGAACAGCUUCUCGUGAUUGAGAAUAAUUUCUAGGAAAUGCAAUUUGAGAAUUUAAAAGGUUUUCUUGAAAGGAUUUAUAGGGGAGUUUUUGGGUCUUUUGGUGAUCUCAGAAGGUUAUGCCAAAUUUUGCAUCUUGUGCUGUAGAGGGCCGGGCUUGUGCAGUGGUGGGCACUGAGUGUUGGGUUUCGUGAUAAUUAGAGGAAGCGGUGCCCACCUCACACGAUGUUAGGAGCCAAAUGGCAGUAUGUGCCCAGCAUCUAGGAAUUGUUCAGCUAUGGUGGUUCUUCAUCUUUUCCCCACCAGCCCAGACUCUUCUCUACUGUGAAGUACUGGUCAUUCUUACCAGGCAGGGGAUUCUAUUCUAAACUAAUGUCACUUCAAGGCAAGAGAAUUUUUUUAACCUAGCCCUCAUCUUGCCGGUAAGGAGCCAGGGUGGUCGUGUGCGGGAACCGCCCAAGGUCAUACUGCUGUGCCUUGACCUUUUUGAAUAUGUAGCUAAUACUAACAACACUGUGACUUACAGAUGAAGCAAGAAAUGUUUUUCAGAGACGGGAUGGGAGGCUGAGAUCAUGUGGACCUUCCAUAUGGAGUCCAAAAUGAGAUUCAUGUCUGUGGGCAGACCCAAAAAACAGGCAAUGAAGACAUGUCUCCUCUUUCUGAUUUGUGAUGGUCUGAGAAGGAAUGUUUAGAAGGUCAAGUAUCUACCUAUGAGAGGCCUUGAAGGUCAGUGUCCAGCUCCAGAAGCACAAGCCUAACUGUCCAAGGCUCUCGCAACUGUCCCUACUCUCCUGUUUGCCUGCGGAGGUACCUUACUUCCUCAUCUUGGCUUCUUUGCUGACGUGUGAUCACCCCAAGGCCAUGCUCCGCCUGGCUCAUGUGCCUCAGCCUGUGCUACCUCUACUGCCUUCUGCAGUGUGGGGUCCCAGAAGUGCAGCCUUGGCUCGCUCUCUCCUCUCCACUUCUGCCGCUUCAGUUAUCUCCGUUAAGUUGUCUUCCGAGCUGUGUCACUCUGUACCUGGGUCUACUGCAUGUCAAACAGAGUUCUAGGUCCUGGAUGCCACUGUGCAGGCAUGUCAAAUGUCACUCCUGGCUCAAGCCAGAAACCUGGGCCAUUCUAGAUUCCCUCUCUCACCUCUUGUUUAGAAUCCAGCCCCUCUUCUCCACUCUCAGCACCUGUGCGUUAAGUCCCAGUCCCUUGUCCCUAACCUGACUGUAAAGACUGUUCUCCAGCUGCUCUCUAAAAUGUCCUGUACUUCUCCAUAUGGCCACAGAGUGCUAAAAGCACUCUAGUCAUUUCCUGUUGUCGCCUAUGAAAAACUGCUUCUGAACUCUGUAGUAUGGUUACCAAGGCCCCCCGUGAUUCAGCCCUUACUACCUGUGGCUGAACCCUUGGGCCCUGACCCCUGCAUUCCCACCCAAUCCUACUGUCCACCGUCACUACAGGUGGUGAGUCCAGGCCCCUGGCCCUCUUUCCGCUGUUGGAAAGCUGUUACACUGGUUUUCAUGUCUUGUCACCCACUGCUCUGUAAACCUCCUGAAGGCAUCUGGCAUUAUUCCAGGAUGGAGUGUUUUAGUCACGAGUCUCCCGAGUGGCUGACGCACGGCCGUGGUGCAUGGAGGUCACACGGAGCAGGCGCCCGGGCCCCUGGCCGGGACGUGCCGCUCACUCAGUACCAGCGGGACUUCGGCGUGUGGACGGCGCCCGCGGGGUCCAGAGAUGCAACGCAGGGGCGCGGACAGGGAGCAAGCAGCCGCAGGGCCAAGCCCCCCGCACCCCACUGCCGGGGGGUCUACGUGCUCCCCAUCGGCGACGCGGAUGCGGCUGCAGUGGCGACCACAUCGUACAGACAGGAAUUCCAGGCCUGGACUGGAGUGAAGCCAUCAAGAUCCACGCAAGUGAAGCCCGCCAAAGUCAUCACAACCCACAGCUCUGGAUGGGACGGCAGCCCCAGGGCCGGUUUCCAGGCCCCUGAGGUGAGGAAAAAGUUUGCCCCUAACCCCUCAGCCAUCUUUCAGGCCUCGGCUCCCCGGAUCCUCAACGUGUGACUGCCCACGGAAGAGUGAGCCACGGGGAUCAGGACCCACCCCCGGGACUGUGGUGAGGCCUCAGGACGGGACGGCCGUCAGGGGCGCCACGCCUCCGCAAGCCACACGGUGCUUCAAGCAGGACAGAGGCGCCACCCAGCUUCAGCGCUGGGCCCCCGCCACCCUCGCCUUCCUUGGGAAGUGUGUGGAACGCUUCAGAUCUUUUCUUAAUUGCCUCUUUAGGGCGCUCUUCAGUUUUUAAAUCUGAAGACCUUGAUCAAUUCUAUGUGAACUGAAUUGGUCUCUGGGGGUUGAGGAAUAUGGACAUAACAGAUCCUUGAAAGAUCCAGUAACGUUCAGGCUGUAUGAUAAUUUUAUAACCUAUGGUAACUCAAGGUAAUGUCCUUGGAUAGUCCCACCAGCGGCCCCUCACAGGUUGUAGAAGAAAUCUUAGGUUAUCACCUGCAUGUGAUUCAUGAUAAUGCUAAGUAACCAGGAACAAGUUUCCCAAAGGAACAGAAGAAUAUCAAUCAUAGGGUUUCUUUUUUAAAAAUAUAAUUUCUUUAUGGCCAAGAUGACCCUGGUUUUAACAAAACAUUUCUUGGGAUGAAUGAAGUGCUGAAUGAAGGACAUUUAUCUUGUUGGUUUCUGAGCCCCACGUUGUAUUACUAACACCAGUUUUGUUCCCUUAGUGUAUUGAUGACUAGAUGGGAACUACUAUAUACUAAGAACUGGGAAUGUCUUUGGGGCAAGGGUGGCCCAAAAGGCCUUAAAAUGUCAUCUCAUUACAGGGAGCUCACUAGCUGCUAAGGAACCAGCUCAUUUUGGUUUUGGAAGUCCCUCUGCUGACUUUAUCGAUAAAGUCCAGCCGGUGCAGCCACCUGGAAACAGCCUGGUUCUCCUCUUUGCAAGCAGCCCUUGAAACGUUUGUGUCCUUUUAGAGAUUACAGGCACAGCCUAAGGACAGUUUUGGUAAGAAAACUCAAGGAUUUCCCUUUGGAUUUUUAUCCCUCUCCAGCUCCCAAGUGACAGCCUCAUGAGCCUUUACUUUUGCCACAGGAGGUGGCGUUCAGGUUUCAGAAGCAGCUCAGAGUGGAGGUGGGGCUGUGUUUCCAGCUCAGGCUGCGAGGGGGCCGUCCCCUCAGAGGUGCUAGCUCCCAGCUCUGGCAGGCACAGCCUUUCCCCUCGUUCCAGCAAAGGAAAUGAUCUGAGAGAAUCAUUUAAAACGGAAAAGCAAAACCAUAUGCUUACACAAAGGGUUCUAUUAUUUCAGACUUCAUUGGUUUGCAUGUUAGAUGUUCCUAAGGGAAAAGAGACUGCCUGCUGGGCCUUCUGUGAGAAGCAAACAGAUUAACUGUACAAUCUCAUAUUUUACUAAAAUGCAAAUGUACUAUUUCAAUUUCUUGUUAAUUUAUUUAUUUAAUUAUAAACACGAACGCCU
Messenger RNA from Cervus elaphus (red deer), 3844 nucleotides. RefSeq names its product MAP6 domain containing 1 (gene MAP6D1). Gene Ontology annotation, cellular component: cis-Golgi network; microtubule; Golgi-associated vesicle. The transcript has 5 exons. Gene Ontology annotation, molecular function: calmodulin binding; microtubule binding. Gene Ontology annotation, biological process: regulation of microtubule cytoskeleton organization; microtubule cytoskeleton organization; cytoskeleton-dependent intracellular transport. The coding region runs from base 1882 to 2424 and encodes 180 amino acids. The record is from RefSeq and is a predicted model, not a curated record. Lineage: Eukaryota; Metazoa; Chordata; Mammalia; Artiodactyla; Cervidae.